GUCAAAUCGCUCCGUCAUCUUUUCCGUCCAUUCUUCUCUCUCCUCCAUUACUCUCUCUCUCUCAUCACUUUCUCUCUCUAAAACAACCAUUGCUAACCUCUUAAUCACCUAAAAACAGAAUCAAUUUUUCAAUUCUUCAAAAUGCACUACCGAUUUACGCAUCCAAAUCUAUAGAUACAGACAUAUACAUAUAGAGAGAGAGAAACGAAGCAAAACGAUGUGGAAAUCAUCGUUCUCGUUGCUGAAAAAAGGCUUAUCUUCAACAAUUGUCAGGUCAAAACCGUACAGGUAUGGAUCGAGAACCGUUGCGUCCGUUGAUUCCGUUGAAUCUGGUUACAGGUUUUUUAACUGUAACUGUAUCGGUAACCGUUUGUUUUUGAGUACGGUCGCCGGAGGCGGAGACGGUGGCGGAGUGACGGCUGUUAGUGACGGAGAUAAUAUAUCGGUAGCGGAGGCGAAGAAGCUGAUGCGGUUGGUGAAUGUGGACGAGUUGAAGACGAAGUUCGGUACGGAAGGAAAAGAGGUGAUAGGUUAUUCGGAGCUGUUGCAGGCGUGUGAGAGUAUCGGUGUUGCGAAAUCGGUUGAUGAAGCGAAGAAGUUUGCUAGUGUUCUUGAUGAGGCUGGUGUUGUUCUUAUUUUUAGAGAUAAAGUUUAUCUUCAUCCUGAUAAGGUGGUGGAUCUAGUCAGAAGGGCGGUCCCGCUAGCCCUAACACCCGACGAUGAUCCAAGGAGGGAGGAGCUAAAGCAAUUACAAGCAAAACAGGAAGAAAUUGACCAGUUGGCCCACAAGCAGGUCCGGCGAAUCCUCUAUACCGGGCUUGGGUUCUCACUAGCUCAAAUCGGGCUCUUUUUUCGUUUAACAUUCUGGGAAUUCUCUUGGGAUGUCAUGGAGCCGAUCGCUUUUUUCGCAACCACAUCUGGCAUAAUUGUUGGGUAUGCGUAUUUUCUUAUAACAUCAAGGGACCCGACAUACCAAGAUUUUAUGAAGAGGCUGUUCUUGUCGCGUAGAAAAAAGUUGAUGAAGAAGCAUAAUUUUGAUGUUGAAAGAUUCAUGGAGUUACAGAAGAAAUGCAAGUCACCUCUAGAUGCACCUCCUUCAGCCAAACAUGAUUUUGCGGGGGUAGAAUUGGAAACUCGGGAUUUGUUGCAUAAGAACUGAGUCAACUAACAUAAAGAGGUUUGACUUUUGAUUGUCAUGUGUUUUGACUUUGGUUGACAAUCUGCCAUCCGAUUAUAUUCACAAAAUUUUGAAUUUCGUUUCAA
Helianthus annuus (common sunflower) is the source of this 1263-nucleotide messenger RNA. RefSeq names its product calcium uniporter protein 6, mitochondrial. NCBI's taxonomy places the organism in Eukaryota, Viridiplantae, Streptophyta, Magnoliopsida, Asterales, Asteraceae. Gene Ontology annotation, molecular function: uniporter activity; calcium channel activity. The record is from RefSeq and is a predicted model, not a curated record. Gene Ontology annotation, biological process: mitochondrial calcium ion homeostasis; calcium import into the mitochondrion. The transcript is spliced from 2 exons. Gene Ontology annotation, cellular component: uniplex complex; mitochondrial inner membrane. Bases 218 to 1159 code for a protein of 313 amino acids.